AUGAAGAUCCCGCUGCUGGUCUCCACGGGAAUCCUGCUGGUCGCCCUCCUGCCCUGCCAGGAGUGCAGAGCCCUCAGCAAGAGCCCGGUAGCCGCCCACGGGGCUCUGCACCAGCCAGAUUUCUUCCGGCAGCAGCAGCAGCAGCAGCAGCAGCAGCAGAGCNNAACCCUGCCCGUCCUGCUCCGCAUGGGAGAAGAGUAUUUCCUGCGCCUGGGCAACCUCAACAAGAGACCCGUUGGCUCUUUCUCCGCCUCUUCCAGCAGCACCAGCCACCUACAGCCCGAAGCCUCCGCCAGCAACUUUUUCCGGGCGGCGGUGCAACAGCUGCCCGAGCGCUCGCUGGGGAGCCCCGAGGAGGGCGAAGCCGAGGGUGAGGCCGUGGAGAGGGAGAAGCGAUCCGAGGAGCCCCCUAUUUCUCUGGAUCUGACUUUCCACCUCCUGCGAGAAGUCUUGGAGAUGGCCCGAGCCGAGCAGUUAGCGCAGCAAGCUCACAGCAACAGGAAACUGAUGGAGAUAAUCGGGAAAUGAAACGGCCCCUC
Fulmarus glacialis (Northern fulmar) is the source of this 539-nucleotide messenger RNA. It is a transcript of the gene CRH, whose product is annotated as corticotropin releasing hormone. Gene Ontology annotation, biological process: negative regulation of epinephrine secretion; positive regulation of cortisol secretion; negative regulation of glucagon secretion. The transcript is spliced from 2 exons. The record is from RefSeq and is a predicted model, not a curated record. Gene Ontology annotation, molecular function: corticotropin-releasing hormone activity. Bases 1 to 528 code for a protein of 175 amino acids. NCBI's taxonomy places the organism in Eukaryota, Metazoa, Chordata, Aves, Procellariiformes, Procellariidae. Gene Ontology annotation, cellular component: extracellular region.